CCCUCCAAAAUCUUGCCCACAUUUAUAUCUCAUAUUUCAUAUUUGGUAGCUCUAUAUAUAGUACCUAUAUCAGUUUGUUUAGGAUUCCAUUUCCAAAUUUCCAUACUCCAAAACACUGAUUAUCCAUAUAGUUGAUCAUAUAUAGGAUAACUUCUUGUCCAUCUUCGCGUAAAGAAGGCAGCAUUAUGUCUAAUAUGUUACCAGCUAACAUGGUGAUCAUCGAUUUUCUGUUGAAGGUACCUGAAAACUUGAGCUUACCUAAUAAAAGAUGGCGACGAGCAUUGGCUAGAAUUUACUAUCCAAGAAAGUUCAUCUCCAUUUCUUCUGAAAAGAUACAAAAUGAGGUUAAAUUAUCACAUUCUUCUUCUUACUCUAUUCUUAACCUUGAACCACAUCAACCUUUCUCGAAUGUAGAUCAACAAUCUCUUAGCGAACUUAGCAAACGAAAAAACCUUCAACAACUUCAAGAGUUUGGUGGGGUAGAUACCAUUGCAUCUACUCUCAAAACUAAUCUUGAGGAUGGUAUUAAUGGUGAUGAGCAUGAUCUUGUAAACCGCCAUGAAACCUUUGGCACAAACACUUACAAAAAACCACCUUCACUAGGACUUUUUCAUUUUGUGUGGGAAGCUUUCAAGGACUUCACCAUCCUUAUUCUUUUGUUAUGUGCUGCUCUUUCCCUUGGAUUUGGUAUCAAGCAGAAUGGUCCGAAAGAAGGAUGGUACGAUGGAGGAAGCAUAUUUGUGGCUGUAUUUCUUGUUAUAAUUGUCUCUUCUUUAAGCAAUUUCAAACAAAGUAAACAGUUUGAGAAGCUAUCUAAACAAAGCAACAACAUCAAAAUAGAAGUUGUGAGGGGUGGGAGGCGACAACAAGUUUCAAUAUAUGAUAUCGUUGUUGGAGACGUCGUUUGCUUGAAUAUUGGUGAUCAAGUACCAGCUGAUGGCUUGUUCAUCAACGGGCAUUCUUUACAAAUUGACGAGUCAAGCAUGACGGGGGAGAGUGACUAUGUAAGCGUCGACAGAGCUCAACACCCGUUCUUAGUCUCAGGGACUAAGGUUGCAGAUGGUUAUGGCAAGAUGCUUGUGACAUCAGUUGGAAUGAACACAACUUGGGGUGAGAUGAUGGGUGCAGUCAGCCGUAACACAAAUGAACAAACACCAUUGCAAGUUCGGCUUAAUAAGCUAACUUCUUCUAUAGGUAAGCUUGGUUUGGCAGUGGCUUUCCUUGUUCUUGUAGUAUUGUUGGUUCGAUACUUCACAGGGCAUACAACAGAUGAGAGCGGCAAAAGAGAAUUCAAUGGGAGCCAAACAAGUGUUAACGAUGUCCUGAAUUCAGUCAUCAGAAUUGUUGCUGCUGCUGUUACAAUAGUUGUUGUUGCAAUCCCUGAAGGUUUGCCAUUGGCUGUCACCCUGACACUUGCUUAUUCAAUGAAGAGAAUGAUGGUUGAUCAGGCCAUGGUUCGUAAACUGCCAGCAUGCGAGACAAUGGGGUCAGCCACCAUCAUUUGCACAGACAAAACAGGCACCCUGACUCAGAACCAAAUGAAGGUGACGAACUUCUGGUUUGGCCAUAAUCAAUUGGAACAGGGUGAAGCCUCGGAGAUUCAGAUUGCACGCGAUGUUCUUGCAUUCAUCCAGCAAGGAGUUGGGUUCAACACUACAGGUAGUGUCUACAAAGACUCUUCUAUCUCCGAUUACGAAUUCUCUGGGAGCCCAACAGAAAAGGCUCUUCUGUCAUGGGCGGUGUUGGACCUCAACAUGGACAUGAUAAAGCUGAAUGAGAGUUGUGAAAUACUUCAUGUGGAAGCCUUUAAUUCACUAAAGAAAAGAAGUGGUGUGUUGAUCAAGAUAAAGGAAGAGAAUAAAGUUCAUGUACACUGGAAGGGUGCUGCAGAAAUGAUACUAGAAAACUGCUCUUCUUACUAUGAUGCAUCAGGAAAUUUGAAGCCUAUGGAUGGUGAUGCAAAGAAGAAUUUUGAGCAGAUAAUUCAAAGCAUGGCAGCUAGCAGCCUUCGAUGCAUCGCCUUUGCACACAAACAAGUAGUCCUAGAGGAAGGUGAAGCAAUGGCUCAAGAAAAGCUCACUGAUGAUGGUUUAACUUUGCUUGGAAUGGUGGGUCUCAAGGACCCAUGUAGACCUGGUGUAAAGAAAGCCGUUCAAGAUUGCCAAAAUGCUGGAGUAAACAUCAAGAUGAUCACAGGAGACAAUGUUUUCACUGCACGAGCGAUAGCUGUUGAAUGUGGGAUCCUGCAGGCAGGUGACGAUGUGAAUAGUGCUGUUGUUGAAGGUCCAGAAUUUCGCAACUACACAGACCAAGAAAGGAUAGAGAAAGUUGAUAAGAUACGCGUCAUGGCUAGAUCCUCUCCAUUUGAUAAGCUACUUAUGGUGCAAUGUCUCAAACAGAAAGGCCAUGUGGUUGCAGUAACCGGUGAUGGCACAAAUGAUGCACCAGCACUCAAAGAGGCAGACAUUGGGCUUUCUAUGGGGAUACAAGGAACCGAAGUUGCCAAGGAGAGCUCUGAUAUUGUCAUCAUGGAUGAUAAUUUCGCUUCAGUAGCAACCGUUUUAAAUUGGGGUAGAUGUGUUUACAACAACAUCCAAAAGUUCAUCCAAUUCCAGCUUACUGUAAAUGUUGCUGCACUAACGAUCAACUUUGUAGCAGCAGUUUCAGCAGGUGAGGUACCCUUAACUGCGGUUCAACUCUUGUGGGUCAACUUGAUCAUGGACACCUUAGGUGCUCUCGCUCUUGCAACAGAGAAACCAACAAAGGAAUUGAUGUACAAGGCACCUGUUGGAAGAACUGAGCCACUUAUUACUAACAUCAUGUGGAGAAAUUUGAUGGCUCAAGCUCUAUACCAAAUAGCAAUCCUCUUAACUUUACAGUUCAAGGGAGAAUCAAUCUUUGGUGUAGGGAGCAAAGUGAAGGACACUUUGCUAUUUAAUACCUUUGUGUUGUGCCAGGUUUUCAAUGAAUUCAAUGCGAGGAAACUAGAGAAGAAGAACAUCUUUGAGGGUAUACACAAGAACAAGCUAUUUUUAGCCAUCAUUGGUAUAACCAUUAUCCUUCAGGUGGUGAUGGUUGAAUUCCUUAAGAAAUUUGCUAAUACAGAGAGAUUAAAUUGGGCGCAAUGGGGUGCUUGUAUUGCCAUUGCUAUCGUAUCUUGGCCCCUAGGGUGGCUCGUCAAGUUCAUACCUGUGGCAGAUAAACCAUUCUUCAGUUACAUAAAAUGGCAGAGGAAAAAAAUCUGAGUAGGAUCAUUCACUAUAUACAAGAUAUAGAUAGAUUGGUUUGCUGAAUUUCUUUCAUCUCUCUAUUGCUUUAGUUACUUUAUACUGUAUGUAUAUGCUGAUAGCAAUUUAUGUCGUUAUAAAUUCGUUGAUUGCGUGUAACAUUUAUGUACUUGAAUAUCUAAAAGGGAAAAUUAUUCACCUAGUUACACAAA
Molecule: messenger RNA, 3439 nt
Organism: Beta vulgaris subsp. vulgaris (sugar beet)
Lineage: Eukaryota; Viridiplantae; Streptophyta; Magnoliopsida; Caryophyllales; Amaranthaceae
Product: putative calcium-transporting ATPase 13, plasma membrane-type
Biological process (GO): calcium ion transmembrane transport
Cellular component (GO): membrane; intracellular membrane-bounded organelle
Molecular function (GO): ATP binding; ATP hydrolysis activity; P-type calcium transporter activity
Source: RefSeq, a predicted model, not a curated record